Molecule: messenger RNA, 1210 nt
Organism: Mya arenaria
Lineage: Eukaryota; Metazoa; Mollusca; Bivalvia; Myida; Myidae
Product: beta-1,4-galactosyltransferase 4-like
Exons: 2
Coding region: 28-1140 (370 amino acids)
Biological process (GO): glycosphingolipid biosynthetic process; carbohydrate metabolic process
Molecular function (GO): N-acetyl-beta-glucosaminyl-derivative 4-beta-N-acetylgalactosaminyltransferase activity
Source: RefSeq, a predicted model, not a curated record
UCAAUUGAUAGGGUACGAAGUUAUACAAUGAUAACUUUUACAAACUUAUGUCAAAGGAAAAGGUUACUUGUGUUUUUAAUGUUGUUAGUCUUUGGGAUUACAACAAUUAGUAUAACGUAUUCCUCUGUGCCAGUGAUGUCAAUGACUAGGAGAUUUAAACAAUUUGCAACUGGGUUGAGUCAGAUUGAUUCAAAUGGACUUGGGCAGGUAACUCGGAAUACACCACUGAACACGUGUGAGCCUACACUAAAUUCUGAUUGGUUGAACACCUCGAAAUUAAACCUAGCGGAGGAUAUAGAUAUAGAAAGGCUGAUAGAUAUGGCGACGAACUACCAGAGUGUCCAACCCGGAGGCAUUUGGAGUCCAGAAUCAUGCACGCCAGCUGCAAAGGUCGCUGUAAUAAUCACAUACAGAAAUAGGGAAUCACAUUUAAAAGUUAUUCUAAAGGUGCUUCACACUCUGCUUCAAAAUCAGCAGCUGCAUUAUGGAAUUUACGUUGUGGAAAUGGCGAUGCCAACUAAGUUCAACAUUGGUAUUCUUAUGAACGUUGGAUUUUUGAAAGCCAAAAGUGAGGAGAAUUAUGACUGUUACAUUUUCCAUGAUGUUGACCUUGUGCCCCUCAAUGGCGCGUUGAUGUACACGUGCAGACAAUUUCCAAACCAUAUGUCAGCGUUUAAUACCAAAUACUUGAAAGGGGAGACAAAGAAAGCGCUCCCAUAUUCAGCAUACGUUGGUGGUAUAAUAAGUUUAAAAGGUGAACAUUAUGAACAAAUAAAUGGGUUUUCAAACGCAUAUUUUGGAUGGGGAGGAACGGACGAUGAUAUAGAAAUUCGAGCAAAAAGGAACAAACUAAAAUUUGUCCGUGAGAAACCGGAAGUAGGUCGCUAUUACGCGCUUCCCCAUGUACUAGAUGGCGGAAACGAUCAAAAUAAAAUAAAAGGUAUUCUCCUGAAGAGGGUUGCAGCACGGAUGUCAUACGAUGGUUUGAACAAUGCAGAAAACUUGACUAAAGUAGAAAAGUUUGAACGAAGACCGCUAUAUUCGUGGCUCCUCGUUAAAUGUAAUGAAACCGAUGUCAUGGACAGUGUUCAGCGAUUCUUGUCACCAGCUCAUUGUCAUGGUUUGAUACGUUUGUUAUAGAUGUCGGAAAAUUGAUCAUUGAGCUAAUGUUUCUUGUUAUCAUAUACCCGACUUUAAAUAAAAAUUCUUG